AUGUCUACGAAACCCAUUACAAGAGUUGCCAUUGUUGGGGCUACUGGCCGCAUAGGCGGAGCAUUCGCCCAGUCGCUUCUACAAACUGGCCAGCACACAGUCACAGCUCUUACCCGCGAAGAUAGCAAAGGAAAACUUCCCGAUGGGGUCCAAGUCGCCCGAGUUAAUUACGACGAUGAGGACUCGCUCAUCAAGGCUCUGAAUGGCCAGCAAUUCCUUGUUAUUACCCUUGGGGUGCGAGCCCCAGAAGAUCUCCAUGCUAGAAUUACCGCAGCUGCCGGAAAAGCCGGUGUUCACUAUAUCAUGCCAAAUGCGUAUGGGUACCCUAUCGGCUCCGGUGAUGUGAAAGAAGGAGAUUCAUACGGAAAGAUGACGCUCAGCCGAGUAAGCGAGGCUCAAAAUGGUGUCUCCUCCUCGGUGACACUGCCGUGCGGUUUCUGGUACGAAUGGAGCCUGGCAUGCGGCGAGCAAUGGUUUGGCUUCACGAUUAAAGACCGGAAGGUGACGUUUUUCGAUGAUGGCGCUCGUAUCGUUAGCAUCAGCACUUGGGACCAAUGUGGUCGCGCGCUGGCCGCUCUCCUCAGCCUGCCGGAGUCGGGAUCUACCCCCGCGCUUGCCGACUUCAAGAAUAAAGAUGUCCCGAUCAAUAGCUUCCGCCUCUCGCAACGCGAUAUGCUCGACAGUCUGCAUCGUGUCUUGGGAACCACAGACUCUGAUUGGGAGAUCACUCACGAGAGUGUUGCUAAGCGUCUUGCAGACGGUGCGGAGGAAUUGGCUAAGGGUGAUUUUAGGGGAUUUGCUAAGGUGCUUUAUGGGACUAUGUUCUCGUCAACCAACGAAAUGGGCGAUUUUGCUGGAAUAAUGGAAUUGGCAAAUGAUGUACUAGGACUGCCUAAAGAAGACUUGGAUGAAGCGACUAAGAGGGCGGUCGAUAUGGUGGCUGGAGGAUGGAAUCCGUUUGCUGAGGUCUAA
This is a messenger RNA of Penicillium griseofulvum, 972 nucleotides long. RefSeq lists its product as uncharacterized. The transcript has 2 exons. The coding region runs from base 1 to 972 and encodes 323 amino acids. The record is from RefSeq and is a predicted model, not a curated record. NCBI's taxonomy places the organism in Eukaryota, Fungi, Ascomycota, Eurotiomycetes, Eurotiales, Aspergillaceae.